This is a messenger RNA of Fraxinus pennsylvanica, 621 nucleotides long. Lineage: Eukaryota; Viridiplantae; Streptophyta; Magnoliopsida; Lamiales; Oleaceae. The record is from the annotation of a GenBank genome assembly.
AUGUUGUACAGGGCCACAUGGGCCCUGUACUUACAGGGGCGCCAAAUGGCGCCUCCUAUAGAGGUCUCCGUCACUACUGGCGAAGAAGACGAACAGCCCAUCCUCGAUCUAAAGGCGAAGCUUUAUCGUUUUGACAAAGACGGAAACCAGUGGAAAGAGAGAGGCGCUGGUACUGUCAAGUUCCUCAAGCACAAGGAAACUGGAAAAGUCCGCCUUGUUAUGCGCCAAUCCAAAACCCUCAAGAUUUGUGCAAAUCAUCUCGUUCUUUCGACAAUGACUGUCCAGGAGCAUGCAGGGAAUGACAAGUCCUGUGUGUGGCACGCACCGGAUUUUGCAGAUGGUGAACUCAAGGAUGAAAUGUUUUGUAUUAGAUUUCCAUCUGUAGAGAACUGCAAAACCUUCAUGCAAACGUUUCAAGAGGUUGCUGAAUCCCAAAAGAAAGAGGAAAAUAAAGAUGCUUCUGCGACAGCUGGGCUGCUAGAGAAGUUAAGCGUUGAAGAUAAUACCAAAGUGGAAGAUAAAGAAAAAGCUGAAGCAAAAACCGUGGAGGCCCCCACGGCAGGCAAGGAGAAGGUAUCUGAAAGUGCAGAGAAGGAUGAAGGGCCUGUUCCAUCUACAUGA